CAUGGCUACCAUAAUGACCAAGUGAUGUGACAAUCGAUGGUGCUCCAAUUUUUAAAUAAAUGUUAUACAAAAAAUCUAAAUGUUAAUAAUCAAUUAAUAGUGUUAACUGUAAUUGUUUGAGUGAGGAUAUGAGUUUUUCGGUUAAAAAAACUGGUGGGCGAAUGUGGCACGAGGCCAGGAAGCAGGAAAAAAAAAUUCGAGGAAUGCUGGUCGAUUAUCGUCGACGAGCUGAACGUCGACGAGAUUAUUAUGAAAAAAUUAAAUCUGAUCCAACGCAAUUUCUUCAACUUCAUGGACGUCCCUGCAAAAUUCACUUGGAUGCGGCUAUUGCAGCAGCCGGGGAUAGCCCAGCAAACAUGAUGCCCUGGCAGGGUCACGAUGACAACCUGAUCGACAGAUUCGACGUUCGUGCCCAUCUGGACUGGAUACCCGACCCCACCAACACCAUCGACAUGGACGUAGCCCUCACCAGUGAGGACAGACACAUAAACUACGAGCGCUACCGUAUAAUCGUUCAAAAUGAAUUUCUAGGUGUAACUGAGGAGAAAUUUCUCCACCAGAUUCACCUGGAGGAGCAGUUUGGCUCCUCCACAAAGCCCGACUCCAUCAAGGACAAGAAAAAAUCAAGUAACAAUGCAGCAAUUGGCUACAACUACGAGACAGACGAGCCAAUUCCCGAUACAAUUCGUCCUGAAUCAAAUUCCAUAGAAGAAAAACCCGAAGAUGAGGACAGUGACAUUGACCUUGACAUCUGCGUUGAUGUAUCACAGAUCGAGCCCUCCCAGGCCCAUGAAAUGAAUCAGGUGGCCCAGAAAUACGGUCUCAUGGGAGCUGACUACUUCAGUUUUCUUACCCAGGAUUUCGAGGAAGCUGAGACCCUCAGACAGGCCAGGAAGCAGGAAGAGGAGAAGGCGAUGUAUUCUGGGAGGAGAUCCCGAAGAGAACGUCGUGCCUUUCGUGAGAAGAAGAUGAUUGGAAGAGUGAUGAGUCCACCAAGUUAUGCAGCACGAGAGAGUCCAGAGUACAAUCCCUACAGAAAAUCAUCCUCAAAGUCACGAUCUAGAUCAAUUUCUCCAGUAAAUGCUGGACAAAUAACCUACAUCACGAGCUUCGGUGGUGAGGAAGAGGGUCAGGGAAGUUGUUCCCAAGUGACAACAUCAACAACCAAGAAAGUAAAUUAUUCCCACGUGAGAAGAAAAAGAUCGGAGAGCCCAAUAACUGAACGAACGAGGCGGAUUCAGUCCAGUAGAUCCAGAUCUAGAAGCCGAUCCCGUAAUCGAUCGAGAUCGUACAGAUCUAGGGACCGAAGACGAAGUGUCUCCAGAUCCCGUAGGAGAAGGGGAUCGUGGAGAUACAGAUCGAGAACGAGAAGUAGAUCGAGGAGAAAUAGAUCCAGACACAGGAGGAGUAACAGCAGAUCAAGAUCGUCAUCAUCAUCGAGAUCGAGGGGAAGACGAUCGAGAAGCUCAUCCUCCAGUAUCAGAUCAAAGUCUAGGAGUAGAUCGAGGAGCCGAUCUCCUGGAGAACGAAGAACAGUGAGAUAUUCCAAGAGUAAGAGCCGAUCGAGAUCCAGGAGUAAGAGCUUGAUGAGAUCAAGAUCGAGAUCGAAAAGUAAGACGAGGGGAAGUGUUACCAGGAGAUCACGAAGCCCUGAGAAUAAGUCUUCGACAUUGCCCAGGUACUAUGGCCGACGUGGGAAAUCUUCCAGUCUAGAGCUUGAAUUGUCUGAUAAUGAGGACAAGAGUUUGCAUGAUGCACCAAAACCCCCAAUUAUUAGUACAAACGUGAACAAGCCAAAAGCAGGGCUAAGUACAAAUUCUGGUGCCGGACACAAAUCGGUGAAAAUUACACCUCAGGAGCGGCUUAAGAAGAAGAUGCAAGCCCUGUUAAAUCGUCAAUAUAAAGCUGAUAAAAAGGCAGAACAGGCCAGGAUUGAGAAGAUGGAGCAGCAGAGACAAGAUCGAGAGGAUGAAAUUCGAGAAAUGUCUUUAAAGCUACGAAGAAAACAACGCGAACGAAGGCACAGAUACGAAGGUCACAGUUCAGACACUCGUUCCUCGUUAUCAAGAUCCCCAAGUCCUGCCCGAACCCCUCCACGUAGACGAGAAAGACGUGAUCGUGAUUCGCGUAUCGAUGGUGAUAAUGAUCGAGACAGAACGAGAGAUCGAGAAAAAGACAGGGAGAGAGAGCGCGAUAGAGACAGAGACAGAGAGAGGGAUAAAGAGCGAGAUCGUUACGACGAUCGGGAUAAGGGUAGAUUGGACACCAGAAGACGACACCGUGACACCUCUCCACGAUCACUGAGUCCUCGAAGUAAUAACAGGGGAUUAGUCGACUAUUGAAAAAAAACCUUAUUACAUCCGAGGAAUGGCAAUGAAUCAAUUCGAUCAAUCGAUCUCUCCCUCAAAUUGAACUUUCAUCUUCCGAAAAUUGUUGCUAGAUCAGUAAGAAAUUUUUUUCAACCCCGAAAACUCAAUUUAUUGUAGAGUAUUCGGGAUCUAGAUAGAUGUUGGAUUUUUUUUCACAAUAAAAACAUAUACCAGAGCAUCA
Molecule: messenger RNA, 2550 nt
Organism: Diachasmimorpha longicaudata
Lineage: Eukaryota; Metazoa; Arthropoda; Insecta; Hymenoptera; Braconidae
Product: CLK4-associating serine/arginine rich protein-like
Exons: 9
Coding region: 129-2342 (737 amino acids)
Source: RefSeq, a predicted model, not a curated record